This is a messenger RNA of Aspergillus alliaceus, 2437 nucleotides long. RefSeq lists its product as uncharacterized. The transcript is spliced from 3 exons. The record is from RefSeq and is a predicted model, not a curated record. Lineage: Eukaryota; Fungi; Ascomycota; Eurotiomycetes; Eurotiales; Aspergillaceae. Gene Ontology annotation, cellular component: COG complex; Golgi apparatus. Gene Ontology annotation, biological process: intra-Golgi vesicle-mediated transport. The coding region runs from base 65 to 2416 and encodes 783 amino acids.
CGAAGCUACAGCACCAUUCCUCUCUAUUGGCCACUCCUGGCCCCGGCCUUUCUCCUGCUUCAUCAUGGCAUCAGAUGGUCCAGAUCCCCAAAGUUUGAAGUCAUGGCAGGAUGCCUUCCAGUAUCCAAUUCCAACCGUGCGCCGUGUGGAACAGGAGCUCCGCCGGGACAUCGCGAGCAAUAAGGAGAGACUUCGAGCACUCGUUGGUGCGAGAUAUCGGGAGCUUGUCGGAACUGCUGAAACCAUCGUAUCGAUGAAUCGCGAAAUGCAGGAAGUGGAUGCAACUCUUGCUGAUAUCGGACGACGAUGCAACCCACGAUUGAUGGAAAAGAAAUACACACAUUUCAACCAGAUUAAGGGAGAUGUCCACGACAAAGACGCCGCCAAGCGAGCAAUUGGUGCCCAGCUUGCUCUACUCCAUCGCUGUGAGACGGCUAUAUCCCGACUUUUAAGGAGACGUGGCUCUCUUCUUCUAGGCGCUAAACUUGUCGUUAUUUCUCGACUUCUGCAUAAGGCUCUGUCUCAGCAAAAGACGGUGCCGCCUUUUCUUGAAAGCUUACGGAAUCAAAUAGCUUCACUGAGGCAAACCCUUUUGAGAAGGAUCAAUAAGUGCUUAGCGUCAUCCUCGUCAACGGCAGAGGAUAUUAUCGAGGUGCUUUCCUCUUACUGUCUAGCUACGAGCUCUUCCUCAGAAGACGCUAUCGGCCACUUUCACAGGGUACGAGAGGAGGUCAUUGAAAGCCAACUAGGGCUGGACGACCCAUCGGGCGAGAACAUUCUGAAAGCUUUGGGUAUAUACGCCAGUACCCUCCAGAUAACUAAGAUCUUGCUUUCACGCCGUCUAUCAGAUGUUCUGGGGAAAUUGAAGGCGCGCCCUAUCUUGACCGAUCCGGAAAUUCGCAACCUUGAUGACCUUGGCCUCGAUGUUUUAGGGCGCUGGGUACCACCAGACGUGAACAACUUUACACCUUGGAUCAAGUUGAGCGACCAGUCUAAGCAUGAAAUCGAGAAAACAAUGAAGAGAUGGUCGAAGCAAGCCUUCGAGAAGUUUAUCCAGGGGUGUCAGAAGAGCUUGCUGAGCUGGCUGGACUUCACAAAGCUGCUCUCUCUUCGUGAAAAGGCCUUAGAGUUUUGGCUUCGCUCCUGGGCCUCAACGAUUACACACUCAUCUCUUGAAGUAUUAGAAGGUAUUAGAGGAGUUUUCAAUGGUCGCCUUACGAGCCUCUUAUCUGAUCAAGCUAAAUCGUUGGUGAACUUUGGCCAAGAUGUUGCCAUUAAAGUAUCUACUUGGGACAAUGCAGAUCACGUAACAGCUCAGUCACUUUGGGAUCCUGAACUGAUGGUCUCCGAUUACUCCAAUGGUGCUGACGCUUUCAAAACAGCGAUUGCUGAUAGGUUGCUUGGCCGUGAUGAAGAGGUUUCUAAUACGUUAAAGAAAUACCGAACUUGGCUCACAUCCAUUGAAAAGUCCAAUGAGUCCAUUGAUGAAUUAAGACGACUCCGAUGGAAUGACAUCAUUGAAGAGGGUGAGAGUGAUGACCUUGACAUAGAUAUCACAGCGAAAUUAAAUGAAGGCGACCCUCAACUGUUACAGGAAGCGCUUCAGUUAGCUGUCAGGGAAGCUUUUGGCUCUCUUCAAUCUUCAUUUGGUGAUAUUUUUAAAGCCUUUGGAGACUCCCAUGUAAGCGGAAAGGCUGCAUUUAUUCUUAGGAUCAUUAGGCUCGUUCGGCGAGACCUGCCUGUCCGACUUAUCACCAACAAUUUUGCAUUCUCCAGGGAUAUUGUCCCCCAGUUGCAGGAAAUGCUUGCUAUUGAGGCGGUUAAGGAGACAUCCACGUUGAAUCUGUCAGUCAAAUUGGGCACUCGGGUCCCAGGCCGAAGUCUUUGGGAAGGUGAUCCUGAACUCCCCAUCCAGCCAUCUCCAUCUACUUUCAAAUUUCUGCAUCGACUUGUAGCAUCCAUGGAGCGUUGUGGCCCGGGACUUUGGGAUGUAUCUACUGUUCAGGUCCUCAAGCGAACCUUGCAAAACGAGAUGUCAAACAUUGUCACCUCCAGGAUUGAAACUCUGAGUUCUUGUGAUACCGACAAAGGCAAAGGAGAUCCCGAGUCCAAUGGGAACGAAGCCACAAAUGAACCAGAGGGUCAAAACGGGGAUGGCGACCCAUGGUCAGAGAACGCAUAUGCGACUAAGUCACGAAAUGCCCAUGAUCUAAAACUUCAGUUCUAUUUUGAUAUUGCCUAUUUGAAGAAUGCGUUGGCGGUCCAGGGUUCUGAACAGGAUCGACUAAGCGAUGCUCUUGAAAAGCUUCAGAACGAUCUUGGAUCCGUCGGUGAAGCUAUCAGAACCAUGGAACAUAGUGCUGCUGAGUAUUGGAAACGUACUCAGCUAUUGUUUGGGCUUUUGGCAGUUGGUUGAAAGCAAUAAGCUGUCUUGAAA